AUCGCCACCGCUGUCUUCUCUAAUCGCUUCGCUCGCCCGCUCAAAUGGCCCUUCUGUUGUGUCCGCCUCUGUCUUUGAAUACCCAGCGGCCCCUGAGAGACCUGUCAUCGCUCUCUCUUCUCUCGAACCCUCGCGUCGUCUCCGUCCGCAGGUUUAAGCAGUGGAGUUAUAGUCCAAAGAUCAUAGAUCAUACUGCAAUUAACUGUAGAUCUACUAGGGUGAAAGAAUCCCCUUCAACUGACACUGCUGCACUGAUCAGAGAACCACACAAGUAUUUCGAUCAAGUCAUUAUUACUGUACGUGCUGGAGAUGGAGGCCAUGGUGCAGUUCUCAGCAUGCCAAACCAAAAGAUAAAUUCAAAGACACAAGGAAAAUAUGGCCACGAGAAUACUAGGAAGAAAAGCCCGUACAAAAGGGAUUCAGAUGGCUCACUUAUCUUACCAAUGGGAGGACAUGGGGGUGAUGCAAUCAUAUAUGCUGAUGAGAGUACAGAAUCUCUUUUAGAGUUUCACCAAAAGAAACGAUAUUGUGCAAAGAGAGGGGGAAAUGUUGAUGCCAUGGGUACUUUGAAUUCACAACUCCAUGAUGGAUUUGCUGCACCAACUUUACGAAUACCUGUUCCUGUAGGCACGGUUGUAAAACACAGAAGAGGAAAGAUCCUUGCAGAUUUGGCACAGCCAGGUGAUGAAAUUCUUGUUGCAAGGGGUGGACAAGGUGGGAUUAGUUUGUUAGAGAUGCCGGAACACAAAAGGAAAAGGUUGAUGGCUUUAACUACUAAUGUAAUGAGAGAUGAAAGCGACAAGAUUUUAGUUCUUGGACAACCUGGGGAAGAGGUUAGCUUGGAACUUAUUCUAAGGGUGGUUGCUGACGUUGCUCUUGUGGGACUUCCAAAUGCGGGGAAGUCUACACUUUUAGCAGCCAUUACACUUGCAAAACCAGAUAUUGCUGACUAUCCUUUUACAACCUUAAUGCCAAAUCUUGGUCGUCUUGAUGGUGACCCUACUUUAGGGGCACUGAAAUAUUCUUCUGAAGCAACACUAGCAGAUCUGCCUGGUCUAAUUGAAGGUGCUCAUUUAGGAAAGGGCCUUGGUCGUAAUUUCUUAAGACACAUAAGGAGAACACAGAUGCUUGUUCAUGUGGUUGAUGCUGCUGCUGAGAACCCUGUGAAUGAUUAUAGGACUGUUAAGGAGGAACUUCGAAUGUACAACCCAGAGUAUCUUCAACGACCAUACAUUGUUCUGUUAAACAAGACCGACCUUCCUGAGGCUCUAGAUAGGUUGCCAUAUUUGAUUCAAGAAAUUUCUAAUAUUGGAUGUAAGGCAACACUUGAGUUGGCAAUGAGCCAAAAGUUGACCACUGUAACUGAAGAUGAACAUGUACCUACCUCAGGAGUGAAAAGUGAAGAGAUGAAGGGGAUUGAAGACUAUCCACGUCCUCUGGCAGUAGUUGGUGCUAGCGUACUAAAACACAUUGGAGUUGAUGAGUUACUGAAGGAGAUAAGAGCAGCUCUUAGGAAAUGCCGAGAUUUAAACAAAGCUCUGGAACCUGAAAACAUAAAUGUUGUAUCAACUGCAGGAGCUAGGAUGAGACGAUGAACAAGCUGCUCAAAUAAUCAAGUCAUCAUCGCCUCCAAUUUUCAAGUCUACAUUCAGUUUCUCCUGGAUGACUGUGGCACAAAUAAUCAAGUCAUCAUCGCUUCAGCGAGUGCACAUUGUGUUUCUUCUGGCUUCUGCCACAGACCAGUUUGCAGAUAUUUGGAGUUGCACUUAGAAUCACCAUGACUGUGAAAAGCUUAAAGAGCUAAUUGUUUUCAGCUACGGCAUGUAUUAUCUUCAGAGCUGUUUGCAACCAUUUUUUCCUGUGUAAUCUAAUUGUAACAUAUUUAGCACUAAGAUGAUGAUAAAUAACAUAGGAACAGUUUCAGUGUCCAUCAUGGCAAUAGACUAUCAGUUGUCUUCGUACAUUGGCAAACUUGGAAUGUAAUAUCUGCCAUA
Musa acuminata subsp. malaccensis (wild Malaysian banana) is the source of this 1994-nucleotide messenger RNA. The record is from RefSeq and is a predicted model, not a curated record. NCBI's taxonomy places the organism in Eukaryota, Viridiplantae, Streptophyta, Magnoliopsida, Zingiberales, Musaceae.